Molecule: messenger RNA, 6653 nt
Organism: Rhineura floridana
Lineage: Eukaryota; Metazoa; Chordata; Lepidosauria; Squamata; Rhineuridae
Exons: 2
Coding region: 465-1535 (356 amino acids)
Source: RefSeq, a predicted model, not a curated record
CCUAGUAGAGACGUGUUUGUUAUGCUCGGAGUGGCAGUCAGAGGAAUUUUAUUAUUAUAUAUCCUCUGGUAUAUCGAAUUUGAGGACUGAUAACUGGAAAACCUUCCUAACUGCCAACUCUAAAGAUCCUUGGAAAAACUAAGUUUUUUUUUUUAAAAAGCCUAUUUUGUACACAAAGAGGAGAACACGCCCGAUGACCUAAAACGCCCACAGAGGUAAAGAUCUGCCUGUAAGCGCUUCCAAUGAUUAGAUAACCGACAAAUAAUUAACAAAGUCUGCUGUGAUUUAUACUAGACUAUGCUCUCCUUAACCUUGCUGGAUAUAAAUAUUUUACUAUUCUUAUCCUUGAAGCUGUUCUCUGUUCUCUGUUUUGACUGCGCCAUCUCAAGUGACGCUAAUUUUCCAGUCCUGUUGCAGUUGCAGUUGAAGUUCACUUACCAAGCUAAAAGUUAAAAGUUAAAAAGAUGGUUUUUACUAGGAAAAAAUGUAAAGAGCUUGGAAUAGAACUGUGCACUGACAUAGACUCUUUACAAACUACAGGAAUGCAGAUUAAGAUGACACAUUUUUAUAACAUAAAAGAGACAACAAAGAAAGUAAGGCAAAGGAAGGAGAUGGGAUUUACAAUGAGUAAUGAUAAUGAUGUUAAUGACUGGAUGCUAAAUAAUUCCUUGGCAUGGAUUUUUAAUGCUGAUGACUCGACAGGGCCUAAUUUGGCUCAGGAAUUAAAAAUAGCUGACGAGGAAAAUUCUUUUCUCUUUGACUCAGCAAUACUGGGGAGAGCAACUAAUGUUUCAGCUGUAAGUGUUUCCAGUUCAAUGCCCCCACUUGAAUCCUCAUCUAUCUAUGAAGAUCUCAAAAUUAACUCUUUAGAACCUCGACAUCCUCAGAAAGAGACAAAAGAUCUGGCUGUGAAUAACCAACAAGGCAUUAUGAUGGAUGAAAAUUGGCCACAAAUGGUGACUCAAUCUUUAAUUCAAAUUUCUAAAUUUGUAGCGGAGUCGAACUCUCUACUUUCUAUAUUAGCUGAGGUUAUUACUAAGAAAGAAUUUCACCAUAAAGAAUUAAUAGUAAACUUACCUACAAACUCGCAAGCUACACAGACCACACGCCUGAAAUCUCUUCCCGGUCUGACAUCUAAAAAGAAGAAAUUAAAGGUAUCUAAGCAAGCUAAGAAGAGCAAAAACAUCAAAUCCUGCAAAGCUCGACAUAAACCUCGUAUGAGAUUUGACAAACUUUUUAAAUUAUUGGAUACCCCCAAUGCUCCUAAUAAGGGAAAAAGGAGGAGAAAAAGGAAGUCUAGGAAAACAAAGAUGGAAAAGAGGAUAAAUAUAUCUACAUCGAUCCAAAUGGAGCAAAAUAGUAAUUCUAUUGAUCAAGAACCUCCAAAAUUGGAAUCCAACACAUUGACUCCAUAUCCCACCUCUCUUAAUACUAAACCUCACUCUCAACAAAAAAAAGGGUCUACGGAUGAUCUCGAACUGGCCAAGAUCUUUAAAACCAAAUCAUGGGAAUUGGUUUUAAAUAAGGUAAAAUAAGCUAUAACAAAUUAUCCUAAACCCAAAGGUACAUUGACUCAAUCUCAACGAAGACAACAUUUCCAAUCCAUAAUGGGUCAUAUCAUACCUGGAAUAGAUUGGUGUAUGGAAGUUGCUUCAAUAGAAUAUCUUUUUUAUAAUUAUGUGGAAGCCAGAGCUAUGCUUACAUUUUAUGAUAAAAAAAUAGCUGGCCUCCUGUAUGAAAAUAGAAAUUUACUCCUUUUGCAGAAUUUAAAAUGCCAUAGGGUUUUUGAAAAUGUAGCUCCGAUACAAAGCCUAUUAUCCUUGAAUUCAAAUGGGCCUAAAUCUCGACCAUCAGAAUUAAAUGUGGAGGCAAGUGACCAGGCUCCUUUGCUGGUGACCUCUGAAGAAUUAUCCAUAAAUACUACCGAGGUGCAAGCUAGCUGUGAAGGAGCUAACCCUACGAUUGCUCUAAAUGAGGAAGAAAUGUUCUAUAUUCCGGAAGAACAACAUCUAUUGGAAUCAUAUACUGCACUCCCAGAUGAAGCACAACUGGAAAUCCUGGCCAAUCUCGAGAAGUUAGUAUCUACCUUAAAAAUGAAAAGAAAUGGACAAACUGAUGAUUCUAGAAAUUGUACUGGAAAAGAGAGUAAGGAUCCCUGCGGGCCCUUGAGAGGGGAAAAUCCCAGACAGAAAUCAAGUAUCCACACUUUAUUAAUGCCUAGUUCGUCGGGACAAACCGAUACUAUGUACUCCCUGGAAUUGAAGGCUGGAAAAGAAAUAACAACUGAGGUCAUAACUGUUCUACAGUCUACUAAAACCUGACAAAACUCUUCUCCAAAUUUACAACAACUAAAGAUCACCUCUUGGAAUAUAGCAGGUUGGAAGAAUAAAGACCUUGACCCAUACACCACCGAUUUUCUUGCACAAUUUGAUAUUAUCUUCUUCCAAGAAACUUGGUUAAUAGAUAAGCCGCAAUUAGAUGGUUAUACCCCUUUCUAUUUAGGGGCCUCUCAAAGUACUAGUGGUGGCCAUCCUAAAGGUGGUAAUUGUAUAUUUGUAUCUACGAAAAUUAAUGCACAAAUUGUAAAGUUUGAUCCCUUGCCAAAUUUAGCUCUUGCUAUAAGUUUAAAAUCUUCUUCACAGUCCUUACUGCUUGUCAAUGUAUAUCUACCUCCUAGUAAAGAUAAAAAAGAUGCUAUUGACAAAGUAGUAAGCUUGGAAGGCUACUUAGAGAACUUAACUGUAAAAUACCCUGAAGCCUCUCUUAUAGUUGCUGGAGAUUUUAAUGCUAGACUAGGUUCCUCCGAUUCUGCUUUAUAUACCAAAUAUCACAUGAUUCCUCCUUUAAUAGAAGGUUUUUGUAACAUCCCUUUAAGACAAUCGAGAGAUAGUGGAUUAAACUAUACUGGCAUUUAUUUGAUGCAAAAAUUAACCAAGUUAAAUUUAGUACUUUUAAAUGGUCGCACCUGCGGGGACUAUCAAGGGGAACUUACUUUCCUUUCACCAAGAGGUGCAUCUCAAAUUGAUUUGGCUUUUGUAUCCCAUGAGCUUUUCCAUCUAGUGAACAAUUUUAUUGUGGAAGAUCGACCGGAGAGUGACCAUCGACCUCUAACUAUUGUAAUUAAUUGUAAUGUAAUACCUUUGUUGUUGGGACACCGAACUUUCACUAGUAAUGAAGUGGAUGUUCGUCCGGGAAGGCUGAGAUGGAUACCUAAAGUAGAAAAAGAAUUAAAUACAUGGCUAAAUACCCCAGAUAUUCUAGCAAUUAAAGAAUUAAUCAUUACAUCAAUAUAUCCUGAGGAUCCAUCACUCUACUUUCAACAGUUAAUAGCCUCCUUUCAAAAAUCUCCUUUAACAACCUUAAAUAAUACUAGGAGAAAUAUGCCAAAGAGCUCCAAGACUUGGUUUGAUCAAGAAUGCCGUGACAAUAAAAAACAUUUAGUAUUGACCUAUAACACCUACAAAUUAAACAGAACAUCUGAACAUCUAUUAACUUAUUGUAUGGCAAGGAAGCAUUAUAAGAACCUAAUUAAAAGGAAAAAGAAAAUAGAAUUGAAUAAAACUUGGAUGCGUUUAUUGUAUGCUUCCAAGUUAAAAAACUCUACCUUGUUUUUGGAGGCUUGUUUCCUAUAACUGGCCAAAGCCUUUAUUCAAUCUAGAUUGCUUUAUCCCUCCAACCAUCUGGGAGGAUUACUUUGCCAGAUUAUAUCAAAAGAAUAGUGAUAACGGUAUUGUAAUACAUUAUACGGAAGCCGAAAUACCUGAAUGGCCACCUGUUACUAUACCUGAGGUCCUUGAUUUAAUUGCUAGGCUUAAAUUAGGGCAAGCUCCAGGCAGUGAUAACAUUCCUGUGGAAGCCUUCAAAUUAAAUUCGGAUUGGUGGGCCCCUCUUUUAGCUGCCUUUUUUUCUCAUAUUAAUAAUUCAAUGCAAAUCCCUAAAGAGUGGGGUCUUGCAAUAAUUAUUCCUCUACACAAAAAAGGUUCUUACAAUGACCCAGCUAAUUAUAGGCCAAUAAAUUUACUGAAUAUAAUCAGUAAAAUUUAUGCGACCUAUUUGUAUGACAAAUUGAAUGCCUGGGUAGAACAAAAGAAUUUAUUGGCUCAAGAACAAGCAGGUUUUAGGUCAGGACGUUCAACUAUUGACCAGGCCUUGGUUCUUUAUCAUUUCAUAUCUAAAUAUUCGACUAAGUCAGGUACUAUGAUGUAUACAGCCUUUAUUGAUUUUAAAUCUGCGUUUGAUUCUAUAUCUCGCGAGAGGCUUUGGGAGAAAUUAAAUGCCAGGGACAUUGAUAAAAGACUGUUACUAUUAAUACGGGGGCUAUAUACUGGUACAUCUUUACGGAUUAGAUGUAACAACAAGGGUCACUUAUCUAAUCCUGUCCCUACGUUUAAAGGGGUUAAACAGGGAUGUGUUUUAGCACCUCUUUUGUUUAAUCUUUAUAUUAAUGGAAUAGUCGAUUCCCUGGCCACUAUUUCUUCACAUGCCCCAAUAUUAGCUGGCUGUCCAAGAUCUAUACUUUUAUAUGCCGACGAUAUAGUCUUAUUGGCAAGAUCCUUAGUUGGACUCAGAUGACUUUUGGCAGCCCUCUCUACAUUUUGUUUGGAGGAACGGCUGUUAAUUAAUUAUGAGAAAACUAAGGUCUUAAUAUUUACUAAGAAAAGAUUGAACCAUCGUUGUGCCUUCUCUGCUCAGAUGGUGGAUGUUCAUCCUGUUCUUGAUGGGGUUACACUCCCCUUGAAGGAACAGGUUCGUAGCUUGGGAGUUCUUUUUGAUCCUUCCCUGUCUCUUGAGGCCCAGGUGGCCUCGGUGGCACGGAAUGCUUUUUACCAUCUUCGAUUGGUAGCCCAGCUACGUCCCUAUCUGGACAGUGACGACCUCGCUUCAGUUGUUCAUGCUCUGGUAACUUCUAGAUUGGACUACAGCAACGCGCUCUACGUGGGGCUGCCCUUGAAGACUGUUCGGAAACUACAGCUAGUCCAGAAUGCAGCGGCCAGAUUGUUGACGCGGACCAGAAGGUCCGCUCAUAUAACACCUGUUCUGGCCCGUCUGCACUGGCUUCCUAUUUGUUUCUGGGCUAGAUUCAAAGUGCUGGUUUUGACCUAUAAAGCCCUACACGGCAUGGGACCGCAAUACCUGGUGGAACGCCUCUCCCAAUAUGAACCUACCCAUACACUACGCUCAACAUCUAAGGCCCUCCUCCGAGUACCAUCCCAUCGAGAGGCUCGGAGGGUGAUGACUAGAACCAGGGCCUUUUCAGUAGUGGCCCCCGAACUGUGGAACAGUCUCCCUGAUGAGGUGCGCCUGGCGCCGACGCUACUAUCUUUUCGGUGCCAGGUGAAAACCUUUUUAUACUCCCAGGCAUUUUAAAGUGUAUUUUAAACAGCAUUUCCGUAUUUUGGAUGUUGUUUGGUUCGUUAUUGUUUGUUUGUUUUGUUUUUUGAUUUAUUGUAUUUAUUGUACUUAUAUAUUGUGCUUGUUUUUAUUUUUUUGUACACCGCCCAGAGAGCCUUCGGGCUUAGGGCGGUAUAUAAAUUAAACUAAAUAAAUAAAUGGCCAUUCAAUCGAGCAAAUAAAUUCUGUUUUAUAUCUAGGUUUAACGCUUCAAUCGACUGGAUCUUGGCAGACGCAGAUCAAAACAAUGGUCUGGAAUGCAAAAAAAACAUUGAAAGCCCUCCUGUCAUAUUUCUUCAACAAAGGUGGUCAGCUUAUUAUCCCAGCAAUUAAAGUUUUCUCUGCAAAGGUUGUGUCUGCAUUAGCAGCUCCAGAUUUAAUGCUCCAAGGAAGUGUGAACAAGGGUCACAGUCCACUUUGUGCUGCAUGGAACAGCAUGGCCCCAGAUAAUCAGCAGUGAACCAAACAACACACAAGCUCUGGAACUCAUCUGCCAUGCAGGUCACUUGGGACAGCUGUUCAUCAGCAUAGCUCCAAAGUAAACCAACCUGCACACCUGUAUGUAUUCAGAUGGGGGCCAAGAUUCUAGGUAUUAACGGUUGCAGACUAAAUAUGGAACAUGCAGAGGAAGAGGAUGCCUAUGAGUCCUCUUACAAUGUCAGUUUUCCACCAUGGGAGUGUUUUGGGAUGAGCUUCAAGGAGGAAUGGCAUGUGGAAAAUGUUAAAUCAAAUUUUAAAGUCCAAAUAGAUUUGUCAAGUUAAGACCCAUGACCAAAUUUCAGAAGGCUCUUUAGUCUUUAUCAUGUAUAUUUGACUCCUCUUCCCAUUCUGGAUGUGUGUGUGUUUUUACAGCAUGUUGUCUGUAUCUUAGCCUGACAAAGAAGUAACAAUAACCUGAACUGAAUGUGAACUCUUUUCCCGUGACCCUUACCCAGAAACAUAGAGGGGAAGCUCCAUGAUCACACGGGCACGUGCUACCACUGGGGCCAACCCAGGCUGCUCCGAGAUCCUGUGGGGAGAGACAGAGGAGGGCCUUAGCUAGGGACCCCUCCAGACAGAGAGUUAGAGGGGCUUUGCUAGGGGUCUCUCCAGAUGUCCUUUUUAUUGCAUAUUCAUGAUUAUUUGCACUCAUGAAGGUACUGGGGUGGUCCUACACAAUCCUACCUAAUCCUGCUUUCAGUACUUUGCGCCUGCAAACGUUUGGGGCAGCCACACUGCUUCAUUUCCAGUUAGAGCACAUCCCGUUACUUCCUCCUGAACUC